Molecule: messenger RNA, 918 nt
Organism: Geodia barretti
Lineage: Eukaryota; Metazoa; Porifera; Demospongiae; Tetractinellida; Geodiidae
Source: the annotation of a GenBank genome assembly
AGUCGACUCCGCUUCCAGCUCCUGUCCCUUGGACGUCACCGGCCGAGCGUGCGGCCGUGGCCAUGUCUCGACGGAGGGCAAUGACGAAGAUGAAAGCCAGCGUGCCGUACGUUGUUCUUAGCGGUCUCCAGACAGCGGUCGGCGCCGUAGUGUGCUGUCCGUGGGAGGAGCUGCCUUCGCUACGACGCCCACGUUCAACGCCGGCUGCUUCUGGGCGGGGCUUGUGGUAAGAUCAGACUCUAUUCUCGUUCAUAAAAACUACAGAGUAAUAUUUUUUUGCAGAUUCUGACGUUGAGCAUUUACAGCUUUGUCCUGCUGGGCCUCAAGCUGACUCUGCAGAAAAACAAGCACUUCAAGAAAUACAGGCGUGUCAUGUACCACGUCCUAGUGGUAAUGUGCGUCCUCUGCAUCCUGACAACCAUAUCGGCUGCCAUUGUCGACAUGCUGGCUGCAUACAUGCUUCAUCGCACCGACUUCACCCGCUGCCUUCAUACCGGAGACACACAUCUGGCCGUAGACUGUGACUCGACCAGCUGUCCUUACCUCCAGCUCCCUCCCAAUACCUGCUAUUGCUGCUACCUCUUUGACCACCGCAAGGCCAGGGGUUGCCACACCCCCUUCCUCCUCGACAAACAGACCUACUUCGAGGGAGUCGAGUCUUGCAGUGUCCUCUCUGACCGACUCAACCCAAUGUUGACAACCGUCGCACUCCUGUGUGUCGUGAGCACUGCUCUGAGUAUCGUAUUUCUCUUCAAGAGUCGACCGGUUCGCUACUAUGUCAAGAGCGAGAAGGGGAAAGAGGAGGAGGUGGAGGAGGGAGAGGAGGAGGAGGAGAGUGAGGGGGAGGAGGAGGGAAAGGAGCUGCUGAGGAGGGUUUCUCACAGAGGGAAAGUGAAGAGAGACAAGGGAGGAGAGAGG